GGUCGCGGGUGGAGGGGGCUAGAAAGCGAGCGUGGCCUCUCCUCUAUGGUCGCGCGGGCCCGGGGCUUCUUCCGGGAAUCCACACUUCCCGCAGGGUGGCUUCCGGAAGUCAAGUGAAGUCAAGCUCCUGGGCUCCACCGCUGCGGACGAUCGCCCUGAUUUAGUGAUGCUUUGCAACGGUUAUCUCAGUCUAAGACUCUUCAGGUUUGUGGGUCCCAGAGUUUGUUGAGAUGGAGGCAUCCCUGCAAGAUGACCUGAAACCUGUGGUCCAAGAGGAAGAGGCCUGGUCUGGCACUCCCUCCCCUCAGAUCUCCAUCAGCGAGUUUUCCUGUCACUGCUGCUAUGACAUCCUGGUCAACCCCACCACCUUGAACUGUGGCCACAGCUUCUGCCGCCACUGCCUCGCAUUAUGGUGGGUCUCAUCCAAGAAAACCGAGUGUCCGGAGUGCCGAGAAAAGUGGGAAGGCUUCCCCAAAGUCAAUAUUCUCCUCAGGGAUGCCAUUGAGAAGCUCUUUCCUGAUGCCAUUCGAAUGCGACUGCAGGACAUUCAGCAGAACAGUGACGUGGUCCAGAGUCUGGCAGCCUUUCAGAAAUAUGGCAAUGAUCAGAUCUCCUUAGCACCCAGCACUGGCCGCGUAAAUCCGCAAAGAGGAGGGGGAUUCUUUUCAGGAGUGCUCACAGCUCUGACCGGUGUGGCCGUGGUCCUGCUCGUGUAUCACUGGAGCAGCCGAGAAUCGGAGCAUGACCUCCUGGUGCACAAGGCCGUGGCCAAAUGGACCGCGGAGGAGGUGGUCCUGUGGCUGGAGCAGCUGGGCCCGUGGGCCUCUCUCUACAGAGACAGGUUUCUGGCAGAAAGAGUGAAUGGAAGGUUGCUUCUGAUGCUAACGGAGGAAGAGUUUUCCAGGGCACCCUACACUGUGGAGAACAGCAGCCACCGGAGAGCCAUCCUCAUGGAACUGGAGCGUGUUAAAGCUCUGGGUGUGAAACCGCCGCAGAACCUCUGGGAAUAUAAGGCAGUGAAUCCAGGCAGGUCCUUGUUCCUGCUCUAUGCCCUGAAGAGUUCCCCGAGGCUUGGCCUGCUGUACCUCUACCUGUUCGACUACACAGACACCUUCCUGCCCUUCAUCCACACCAUCUGCCCACUGCAGGAGGACAGCUCAAGCGAGGACCUCAUCACCAAGCUCCUGGAUCUCCGGGAGCCCACAUGGAAGCAGUGGAGAGAAUUCCUGGUCAAGUACUCCUUCCUCCCAUACCAGCUCAUCGCCGAGUUCGCCUGGGACUGGCUGGAGGUCCAUUACUGGACGUCCCGGUUCCUCAUUGUCAAUGCCAUGCUGCUCUCGGUUCUGGAGUUAUUCUCAUUUUGGAGGAUCUGGUCAAGAAGUGAGUUGAAGACGGUGCCUCAGCGGAUGUGGAGCCAUUUCUGGAAAGUGUCGACACAAGGCCUCUUCGUGGCCAUGUUCUGGCCCCUCAUUCCUCAGUUUGUUUGCAAUUGUCUCUUCUACUGGGCCCUGUACUUCAACCCGAUUAUUAACAUUGAUCUGGUGGUCAAGGAGGUGCGGAGACUCGAAACCCAGGUGCUGUGACGGCCCCAGCCUCAUCCUGCCCAGCUGAGGUCUGAGUGAGUGGGAGCCACUCCCAUUCUCUAACCUGAAGAGUGAGGAGACCUCAGCUCCUCCCCUGUCCUCUUCCUGGGCCUGGGGUG
Molecule: messenger RNA, 1702 nt
Organism: Suncus etruscus (white-toothed pygmy shrew)
Lineage: Eukaryota; Metazoa; Chordata; Mammalia; Eulipotyphla; Soricidae
Gene: BFAR
Product: bifunctional apoptosis regulator
Exons: 8
Coding region: 231-1583 (450 amino acids)
Biological process (GO): proteasome-mediated ubiquitin-dependent protein catabolic process
Cellular component (GO): nucleus
Molecular function (GO): protein binding; ubiquitin protein ligase activity
Source: RefSeq, a predicted model, not a curated record